This is a messenger RNA of Stylonychia lemnae, 1500 nucleotides long. Lineage: Eukaryota; Ciliophora; Spirotrichea; Sporadotrichida; Oxytrichidae. The record is from the annotation of a GenBank genome assembly.
AUGAUAUCAUAUUAUGAGAUUUCGGGAUGCUAUAUAAUGAGACCUAAUUCAUACUUUAUCUGGGAAUAAAUAUAGAAAUACCUAGAUGAACAAUUUAAAUAAGAAGGAGUAUAAAAUUGCUAUUUCCCCAUGUUUGUUACAGAAGCAGCGUUAAAUAAAGAGAAAAAUCAUAUUGAAGGAUUUGCUCCAGAAGUUGCCUGGGUAACUAAAUCUGGACAAUCUGAUUUAGCGGAACCUAUUGCUAUAAGACCAACAAGUGAAACAAUUAUGUACCCCACUUUCGCUAAAUGGAUUAAAAGUCACCGAGAUCUCCCUAUUCUACUCAACUAAUGGUCAAAUGUCGUCAGAUGGGAAUUCAAACAUCCAACACCUUUUAUUAGAUCAAGGGAAUUUCUUUGGUAAGAAGGGCACACUGCACAUGAGUCACUCGAAGAGGCCAAUAAAUUAGCUCAUACGAUGCUUAAAAAAUAUGAAAAUUGCUACAAAGAACUACUAGCCCUCCCAGUAACAGUUGGGAAAAAGUGUGAGAGUGAAAAAUUUGCAGGAGCAGAUGAUACAUACACUCUAGAAGCAUUUAUCUCAGAGACUGGAAGAGCCAUUUAAGCUGCUACAAGUCAUUUAUUAGGAUAAAAUUUCUCUAAGAUGUUUGAAAUGAUCUUUGAAGAUAAAAAUAAAUAAAAAGUUCAUCCUUACUAAACUUCAUGGGGUUUCUCAACAAGGUCAAUAGGUGCUAUGAUUAUGACACAUUCUGAUGACAAAGGCCUUGUUAUUCCACCUAGAGUUGCUUAAAUAUAAGUAGUAAUAAUUCCUAUAAUAAAAUCUGGAUAAGAGCAAUUUGGUUAAUUAAUUGAGGAUAAAUGUCAAGAUCUGAGAGAUAGAUUGAGAGCGGGAGGAGUCAGAGUGCAUCUUGACACUAGGCUAAAUUAUACUCCAGGUUGGAAGUUUAAUUACUAUGAGGUGACAGGAGUUCCGGUUAGAAUUGAGAUUGGUGAGAUGGAACUUAAAUGCAAUGAAGUCACCAUAAAAACAAGAAUAUAAAUUACAUAGCAAUAAAAUAAUAAUGAUUAAAGUGAUAAAUCAAUAAAUAAAUGGGAAAAACUAAGCAUAACACACAAUUUUGCAAAUGAUAUUAAAGAGUUACUUGAACUAAUUUAAAGGAAUCUUUAUGAAAAUGCCUUAGCAAAACAUUAAAAUUAAGCUUUAAAAGCAGCAGUGAAUUGGCAAGAGUUUAUUCUCCACUUGAAUUAAAGGAAAAUGAUAGUUACACCAUGGUGCACUAAUUAGGCUUGUGAAGAUGAGAUUAAAGAAAGAUCCAAAGUAGAAUCAUAGCAAAGUGCUGAAGAGAUUGAGAACAUAAUGUCAGGUGCAGCUAAAGUAUUAUGUUAUCCUGCUUUUGAUAAUGAAAUAGAUGAUUUAGAGAAAUUGAAAAGAGAUUGUAUCCCUUGCUUCAAUUGUGGAAAAUAGGCUGAGCGUAAUGCUUUAUGGGGAAGAUCAUAUUGA